AUGUCUAGCAUUCGUCAUGAUUUCCUGAGUGAGAUUUUUUUUGAGAUGAAUUUUGUCAUAGGACCAACUUUGUCACAUAAGGACAUGUUAGAAUUUAUUCAAAAACAUGAGCAACUUACUCCACAAGAAAAAAUGUAUAUGAUGAAUUACAUUCGUAAUGACAUGCAUUUAAUUAGAAAUACUGGAAAAUCUCUAAACACAUUAUGUAUAUAUUGUCAAUCCAAAUUAUCAUCAGAAUAUUCUUGCGUCAACUGUAUUCGAGAAAUUCUUAAGCAAAACUUUAAAAAUUGGACUUCUAGAAAUAAGGUUUUAGAUUAUUGUAUUCAGCAAUUUCAACUUUAUUCUCUUAACUCUAAAAAUGCUAGAAAAUUAAUUGAAUGGGUACCCCUUGAAAAAUUUCUGAAUUUGGUUCAUAUAAAAGAUGGUGGCUUUGGUUCUGUCUAUCUUGCAAAUUGGUCUGAAGGCCCAAUCGCCAAAUGGGAUGAAUAUAAUAGAAAUUUCAUUAGAUAUGGUUCGACGAACGUAGCUUUAAAAUCAAUGAAAACUUCAAAUUUGAAUAGUGAAAAGUUUAUCAACGAGGCAUUGUCUCACAUGGCUCUUACAAUAGAUAGUCGAGCACUUGUUUCGUGUUAUGGUUUAACCAGAGAACCAAACACUGACAAUAUUAUGAUGAUUCUAGAUUAUAAAUCAGGUGGUGAUUUGAAUAGGUAUUUAAAUAACGAUAUUCCAUUGACUUGGAAAGAAAGAUAUAGAAUUUUGUAUUAUAUUUCUAUGUCACUUGGUUUGAUUCACGAUAAAGGAAUGGUUCAUAGAGAUCUUCAUCCUGGAAACGUUUUAUUAGAGAAAUCUGCGUGGUUUGUUAGUGAUUUGGGACUUUGUAGCUUUGUUAAUGAAAGUGAAUUAAUCAUCCCAGAAGUGGAAAUAACCUUAGAACCAAUUAAUGAGUCGUUCAAUGAUUUUUCGAUCCAAAAACAUAAUAAAGAAAAAAUCAGAAAAGCGAUUAUGCAACAUAUGCGUAUACAAUUAGAUAGUAGUGGAUUUGCUAUACCAAUACACGUAGAAAUCGGUGACAGUCUUUAA
Cetraspora pellucida is the source of this 1080-nucleotide messenger RNA. Lineage: Eukaryota; Fungi; Glomeromycota; Glomeromycetes; Diversisporales; Gigasporaceae. The record is from the annotation of a GenBank genome assembly.